This is a messenger RNA of Camellia sinensis, 1888 nucleotides long. RefSeq names its product flowering locus K homology domain. Gene Ontology annotation, molecular function: RNA binding. The record is from RefSeq and is a predicted model, not a curated record. Lineage: Eukaryota; Viridiplantae; Streptophyta; Magnoliopsida; Ericales; Theaceae.
UAAAAAGCAAUUAUCCAAACACCUUCUCUGCCACUUUACAAGACCUAUUCGCUUGGUUCAUUACAGAGCCUCGAUUUCUCUGUCGGUUGCUCGCUCGCUUCGACUCGUUUCCAUUGAGAGCUUAACAGUCCAUUAUUCAAAUGGCUGAGGAAAAUUUCAAUGAACACGACAUGGGUGGUAUGCCUGAGAACACAAAUCCUCCCGAAAUACAAGGAUCUGAAAAUGAUUCAGGAGGAAUUGGAGAACCAAAGUGGCCGGGAUGGCCUGGAGAGAAUGUUUUCAGGAUGUUGGUUCCUAUACAGAAGGUUGGUGGCAUUAUAGGCCGCAAGGGGGAGUACAUUAAAAAAACCUGUGAGGAGACAAGGGCUCGUAUAAAGAUUCUUGAUGGUCCACCUGGGACUACGGAAAGAACUGUGAUGGUUUCUGCGAAGGAAGAACCAGGUGUCUCUAUUCCUCCUGCCAUGGAUGGUUUACUGAAGGUUCAUAAACGUAUUAUUGAUGUAGACAGUGAUCCAGCUCAUACUCCAUCUGGUGCUGGUAGGAUAGUUUGCACAAGGCUUCUGGUGGCAGCUACACAAGCUGGAAGCUUGAUUGGGAAGCAGGGUGCCACUAUAAAGUCUAUUCAAGAUGCUUCUGGUUGUAACAUUCGUGUUCUUGGAGAAGAAAACAUUCCACCUUUUGCUUUGCCAGACGAUAGUGUUGUUGAGGUACAAGGGGACCCUGCAGGUGUCCAUAAAGCUGUUGAACUGAUUGCAACCCAUCUCAGGAAAUUUUUGGUUGAUCGGGGUGUUAUUUCAAUGUUUGAAAUGCAAAUGCAAAUGCCAAAUGCUCAAGCAAACCAGAACAUACCCCCACACCAAACUUGGGGCCCACCUCCUCAAGGUUUUCCAAUGAAUGCUGGUGUUGGACCUGGUUUUAUGCCUAAUCCUCAAUACAUGCCGCCUCCGCGUCAAUUUGACAAUUAUUAUCCACCAGCAGACAUGCCUCCUUUGGACAAGCAGCCUCGUCAAGGACCACCUGCUUAUGGAAGAGAUGCAUCCAUGGGAGUUCAUACAACUAUUGCUGCACCUGCACAACAAUCAGUUGUUACGAAGGUCACACAGACCAUGCAAAUUCCUCUAUCAUAUGCAGACGCUGUAAUUGGGAACUCCGGUGCCAAUAUUAGCUAUAUACGCCGGGCCAGUGGUGCAAGCAUUGCAAUACAGGAAACAAGGGGUGUGCCUGGGGAGAUGACUGUAGAAAUAAAUGGAUCUGCAUCACAAGUCCAAACUGCUCAACAGUUGAUUCAGAAUUCCCUUGCUGAAGCUGCUAGUGCCACACAGAACCCCACAGCUCCACCAACCGGCCAAGCAUACAACUAUCCUAGUCAAGGUCCAGUGUAUGCAUCUCCGCCAUCUAACCCUGGUGGUCAUGCCGGCCAUGCUCCCACUGCAGACUAUGCAGAGUAUCCAGACUAUGCUGCCGUCUAUGGGACCAACUAUGGUUAUUAAAGAGGCUGACAUCUUUGGCCUAGUCAGGUUGUGAUGAAACAUUCUGGAUAUUGACACGUGCUGUGCUACUGGUUCACGUGAAGAAUGUAAGAUGGUUCUUGGCAGUGAAGAAAAUAUCAUAGUGAGAAAUGUUCUUUAUGGAAAAACUUUUGUUAAUUUCUGUUUUAUCACCUAGGCAGAAUACUGGGCUUGAGCCAAUUCAAGCCCUUUGCUUUCGACUUGUUUAAUUGCUAUUUGGGUUCAUACCUCAAAGCUAGUAGUAUGUUUCUGUUGUUUUUGUUGAAUCCUAUUGCCAUCUAUGGCUGCUGUUCUGUAUGGUCAGACUGUUCGGUGACUUGUCAAAAUGUUCUACGCGAAUGAGUAUGAGUAGUGAGAACUUUCUUAGUUUACAUAAUGUC